Penicillium digitatum Pd1 is the source of this 444-nucleotide messenger RNA. The record is from RefSeq and is a predicted model, not a curated record. Lineage: Eukaryota; Fungi; Ascomycota; Eurotiomycetes; Eurotiales; Aspergillaceae.
AUGACUGCAAGUCUGGCAAAGUCAUCGCAGGCCGUCCGCGCCAGAAAUGGACGAAUCCAACUCGCCAAAGACCACAUUAACCGUCUUUCCCAAUCUGCCAAGACAAGGUUCAUGGAUCUUGGACUCUCUAAACUUCAACUAUUGGACCUUCUGCAUAGAACUCUCGAUGUAAACAAGAUGUCUGAUGAGCCACACGUUCAUCUCCGGCUAGUUGCAAGCCGAGGCUUAAAACCAACGCCCAAUCAGAACCCUUCAGUGAACGUUGGUCUGUCGUUGAUCGUGAUAUCAUCCCCGAGAUCAAAGCCACAGAUCCCGGCGUUAAAAAAAAAGCAGGGGCCAAAAUUGAUUACAUCGCACAUCCGUCGAGGACUCCCCCGACGUCAAAGACGAGAUGUGGAACCACAUCUCCAAAGCAACGGACGUGCAAGCGUGUAUCAGUGGUAA